This is a messenger RNA of Desarmillaria tabescens, 917 nucleotides long. RefSeq lists its product as uncharacterized. The transcript is spliced from 3 exons. Bases 1 to 480 code for a protein of 159 amino acids. NCBI's taxonomy places the organism in Eukaryota, Fungi, Basidiomycota, Agaricomycetes, Agaricales, Physalacriaceae. The record is from RefSeq and is a predicted model, not a curated record.
AUGUACUUCCUUCCUUUGUUUCUUACUCUCUUCGCCUUCCCAGUUCUCAUCUUAGCUGGUGGUACUAUCACCUCGCCGGUCAAUGGGACGGUCAUCCUGCCCGGGCAAAGCUUUGCCUUCUCGUACGAUCCCAUGGCGGACUACAGCGUGUCCACCUACAACUAUACCGUCUUCCUCCUUACGAAGCUCCCCACCUCUCUUUACUCAUCUAAUGAGUGGUCCAGCGGACACUAUUUCGGUCGUUUCGAUUACCCUAACUACCCAGCCGUUCCGUACCCCACCCAUCCUGCUCCAGCUAAUCUAACCAUGCCGGACUUUUCGCAGCGCGUUGGGAGUGGGUUUGGUGGCGGCAUCAACAUUAGCGACGCUAAAGUUUAUUUGGCGGUCUUGGAGGAAUGGGCUACCGGAUCGGACAACUUCGGAUUGACAGUGAGCCUGGCAAUCAACGAACUCAUUUACAAUGGCACGACGUCGGGUUAAGGUCCAUUCAAUGAAUAUUUCGAAAUCUCUACUAUAAUGUACACUGUAUUCACAUUUAACGUAUUAUGGCUUUUAAUUUUUAAAAUGACGAAUGGUAAAUAUCACGAAGGAGCGUAUAAGUAGUACAAUAUUAGAAGAUUUUUCUUCACUUUAUCCCAUUUCCUCAGACGUACUCUCUUUGCAGAUAUGCAGGACUUCUGGGAUCGGGAUCGACGCGUAUCAUACGCGAAUUGCUGGGCGAACACUCUUCGUCGGCCUUACCCCCAAUCACAUGAAACAACGCCCCCAUUCCUCCGUCCUUCAACCUAUUCCAUCUCUCCACGUUCCCCGCUCCUGGGGAAACAGUAAUAUCCUGCUUAACCAGAACAGCAGCUCGUACCUCGACGCUGGCAAGCUUAGCCACACCCGUCAUCUUGUGGUUGCGCCGAUUUUCGACU